Molecule: messenger RNA, 1535 nt
Organism: Callorhinus ursinus (northern fur seal)
Lineage: Eukaryota; Metazoa; Chordata; Mammalia; Carnivora; Otariidae
Gene: ACKR5
Product: atypical chemokine receptor 5
Biological process (GO): G protein-coupled receptor signaling pathway
Cellular component (GO): membrane
Molecular function (GO): G protein-coupled receptor activity
Source: RefSeq, a predicted model, not a curated record
GACUCCGCAACAGCCCAGACCCACCGGUCCUCCAGGGCUAGAAGCGCUCCUGACACAAACGCAGGCGUUCGCUGGUCCUAAUGUCAGUCAAGGACAACAUGGGGCCUGCCCCCACACAAGGCUUCACCACGGCACCUGCCAGUGACUUCGGAGAGAUCCACAACUGGAACGAACUGCUCUACUUCUUCAACCACACUUUGCCUGAGUGCCACAUGGAGCUCAGAGAGGACACCAAGCAGGUGAUCCUCUUUGUCCUCUACCUGGCCAUCUUUGUGGUGGGGCUGGUGGAGAACCUCCUGGUGAUCUGUGUCAACUGGCGCUGCUUGGGCCGUGCAGGGCUGCUAAACCUCUACAUCCUCAACAUGGCCAUAGCAGACCUGGGCAUCGUCCUGUCUCUGCCCGUGUGGAUGCUGGAGGUCAUGCUGGACUACACCUGGCUCUGGGGCAGCUUCUCCUGCCGCUUCACUCACUACUUCUACUUUGCCAACAUGUACAGCAGCAUCUUCUUCCUGGUGUGCCUCAGCAUCGACCGCUACGUCACCCUCACCAACACGUCGCCCUCCUGGCAGCGCCACCAGCACCGAAUGCGGCGGGCCGUGUGUGCGGGAGUCUGGGUCCUCUCGGCCAUCAUCCCGCUGCCCGAGGUGGUGCACAUCCAGCUGGUGGAGAGCUCCGAGCCCAUGUGCCUCUUCAUGGCGCCCUUUGAAACCUACAGCACGUGGGCCCUGGCGGUGGCCCUGUCCACCACCGUCCUGGGCUUCCUGCUGCCCUUCCCGCUCAUGGUGGUCUUCAACGUGCUGACAGCCUGCCGCCUUCGGCAGGCAGGAUGGCCCGAGGGCCGGCGCCACUGCCUUCUGGUGUGUGCCUAUGUCAUCAUCUUCGCCGUCUGCUGGCUGCCCUACCACGUGACCCUGCUCCUGCUCACACUGCACGGGACCCACAUCUCCCUUCACUGCUACCUGGUCCAUCUGCUGUACUUCUUCUACGACGUCAUUGACUGCUUCGCCAUGCUCCACUGUGUUGUCAACCCUCUCCUUUACAACUUUCUCAGCCCGAGAUUCCGGGACCAGCUGCUGAGUGCUGUGGUCCAUUACCUUCCCAAGGCCCGGGCCAGGGCGGACAGACGUGCUUCCUCGUCUUCGUCCUCCACUCAGCAUUCCAUCGUCAUCACCAAGGACAGCAGCCAGCCCGCUGCAGCAGGCCCCCAGGACCACCAAGCCUGAACUUUCAGGCGCCAACUACCUCACCCAUCUCCGCCCCUCAGUGUCUCCUAGGAGGCUGAGGUAGACCCCACUCUCCAUCGGUGAAGUAGAAAGCUGCAGGUGUAGGUGAGAGAUUUUGGGGGGAGUAGGGGGAAAGGGUUAAAACGCACACGGUCAAUUUUGAGUAUGUCUUAAAAAAUUGAGAUGGGGAGGAGGAGAGGGGCAGGGAGGAGCAGAGAACGGGUCUUUGGUGUUGUACUGUUUGUCUCGGUCCUCAGGACCAAAGAAGACACUCAGGAAAAAUGGUGAAAUAAAUAACAGAGACAGCCAUGA